Messenger RNA from Pelagomonas calceolata, 1779 nucleotides. The record is from the annotation of a GenBank genome assembly. Lineage: Eukaryota; Pelagophyceae; Pelagomonadales; Pelagomonadaceae.
AUGGCGCCCGCACACACAGUGCUGGGCCUGGCCCUCCUCGCCACGCGCAUCAGGGCGGACGAAACGGACGACGACGCGACCGACAGCAUCUUCAUCGACCCCGACUCCUUCCCCGACGACUGGUACGGCGGCUUGCAAUUGACGCAGCUGUUUUUGGCCUAUUGCGUGAUCCUCUACUUUGGGUGCAACAUGAUUUCGGACGGCGCCGAGUUAUUGAUGCUCACGCCCUACUCCAAGCUUGUGGGAGCUGUUAUUUUACCUAUAUUGGGUGCGGUACCAGAUGGUGCUAUCGUGCUCUUCUCGGGCAUCGGGCCGGACGCGCAGACGAACUUGGAUGUCGGUGUGGGUGCCUUAGCUGGUAGUACAGUGAUGCUCAUCACGAUCCCCUGGUUCCUCGCGAUCUACGGCGGCCGCGUCGAUCUUGAUAGUAAUGGUCAACCGAAGUACGCGACAAAGAAGAAGCGACUGACCGAGGGCAACCUCUGGGACGCCGGCGUCUGUACGGGCGAGACUGGUAGCAUUGUAGUGAGGAACAUGGCCUACUGGAUGGCGAUUACUUCCAUUCCUUACUUGGUGAUUGAGGUGGGUGCUUUGAUAGCCGAAGCGGAGAACGGCGGCAUCCUCAACCAGCAGAACCUGGACGACGUCACGCUGGAGUCGGAGGGCUCGCCCGAACGCGUCUAUGCCAUCGUGGGGACGCUGAUGACCAUCGGCUUCUUCCUGGCUUACUUGAAAUACCAGAACGACCGCACGUCAUCACCCUCGGUCGCGUCCAAGCAAGUCAGAGCGGUACAGAAUACUGUGAGUGGUGGUCAGGGCUUGGUUGCCGCGGUGCGACCGUUGCUGGAAGCGAUGGAGAAGCAGGAGCAAGAAAUGUCCCAGACAGGCGCGUCGCAGUCGUUAAUACAAGCCGAGAGCAAGAGGAGCAUGACGAUGCUGCAAAACGUCCUGCGACCCUUCUUCUCGAAAUACGAUGUGGACGGCUCGGGUACGCUAGAAACGUCGGAGCUCGGCCGAGUCUUCAUGGACCUGAACGAACCGAAAAGUGCCCAUGAGCUCGAGGCCCUGUUCAAAAAUUUUGAUACCGACCAGUCGGGCGAGAUCUCCUUUGUGGAGUUCUGCGACGGCGUUCGUUCUUACAUCGGGAAGAAGAAGGCCAACGAAUCCGCUGCGGUAGAUAGAACAAGUAGUAGAGUGGAGGAGGAGUCGAAAGAAGACGACGGCGACGAAAGCGAGGAGGAGGAGUGCCCCGACGAGUUCGCCCAGGAAAAAUUCAAGACGAUUGAGGAGCAGCAGGCCGCCAUCAAACGAUCUGCGGCUUACCUGUGUGGCGUCGGCACGAUUGUGGUGCUCAUUUUCAGUGAUCCGAUCAGUGACGUGCUCACGGCCAUAGGAGAACGCAUCGGCGUGAACGCCUUCUACGUGGCGUUUGUCGUGGCACCCCUCAUCACGAAUGGAAGCGAAUUGAUGGCGUCCUACACCUUCGCGCAGAAGAAGACGAUGAAGAGCAUGACGGUCGCGUACGAGCAGUUGCUCGGCGCGGCGGUCAUGAACAACACGUACUGCUUGUUCAUCUUCCUCAUACUCAUCGCGACGCAGGGCCUGUACUGGAACUACACGGCCGAGGUCAUCGCCAUAUUACUGGCGGAGCUCUGCGUUUUUGUGGUGGCCACGCAAUUCAAGGUCCACACGAUGAAGACGGCUUUAGCAGUGCUGGCCAUCUACCCCGCGACGAUUCUGGUCGUGUGGAUGCUCGAGACGCUCGCGGGCAUCUCCUGA